Molecule: messenger RNA, 2668 nt
Organism: Alligator sinensis (Chinese alligator)
Lineage: Eukaryota; Metazoa; Chordata; Crocodylia; Alligatoridae
Gene: TOR2A
Product: torsin family 2 member A
Exons: 4
Coding region: 193-672 (159 amino acids)
Cellular component (GO): nuclear envelope; endoplasmic reticulum lumen
Molecular function (GO): ATP hydrolysis activity; ATP binding
Source: RefSeq, a predicted model, not a curated record
CACUUCCCGCACGGCCCCGAGCGCCUGCCGCGGCACCAGGUACCUCCGCUUGUCGUCCUUAAAGCACAGCCCGUCUCGAGGGUGUGCGUGACCCCUGCAUCUAGUCUCGCCUCCCGCUUUUGGGAAAAUCUAAGGAAUUGGAUCCAGGGGAACUUGACAAGCUGCGGGCGCUCGGUGUUCCUCUUCGAUGAGAUGGAUAAGAUGUACCCGGGGCUCAUUGACGUGAUCAAGCCGUUCCUGGGGCCCUCAUGGGUUGUGUUUGGAACCAACUACCGCAAAGCCAUCUUCAUUUUCAUCAGCAACGCAGGAGAGGAGCAGAUCAAUCGGAUGGCGCUGGAACUGUGGCGUGCCCGCAAGGACCCAGAGGAGAUCAACCUGCCGGAGCUGGAAUCUGCCAUUUCCAAAGCUGUGUUUGAAAAUCCGGAGAACGGGUUCUGGAAGUCUGAAAUCAUCCAGGAGCAGCUCAUUGAUGUCUUCGUGCCCUUCUUCCCACUGAGGCGGCACCAUGUGAAGCAGUGCGUGGUGAACGAGCUGGCCCAGCUGGGCUUGGAGGAAUUGCCAGCAGUGGUGCAAGAAGUGUCCGACAGCAUCUCCUACUUUCCGGAGGAAGAGCAGGUCUUCUCAUCCACUGGCUGCAAAACUGUGGCCUCGCGCAUCAACUUCUUCCUCUAACGCAAGGACUAGCCUGCCAAGGGAGUGUGCAGUGGCUCCAGGUCAUUGGCUGGCAGGAAGUCUGCCCCUUGGCUCCAACUCCCUGGAGGUAACCUGGAGCAGCUGCUGGGCCCAGUAACAUAAGGAUGGGCCCAGAGAGCAGACAGCACAACUGAUGCAAGCGCUACCAGCUGUGCUCAUCCCUCUUCCACCAGCCCCGCCACAGAGCCAGAUGUGGGGAGCAAAAGACAAGUGACUUGACCUUCAGCACUUUAUCAGCUGAUUCUUUGCCCUGGAAGGUAAUGACAGACUGGCCAGGCAUGCUCAUGAUGUGCUCGAAGGGGUACGCUGCAAGAACUAGGAAGGAGCUUUCACAGCCACCACCUUUCUUCCAGGGCUGGGACCAGGCAGCCUGCCCUCCCGCUCUCACAGUCAAUCCUAGCCCAGCUGUGCUGAGCUGCAGGGAAAGGAGUCCUGCCCUCCUGUGGUUUUUAAUGGAAUUUUUAACCCUUAUUUUAACCUGAACCUCAGUCGUGAUUCCCUGGACAGUGAGUGCUGGUGUCAGGACCCUGUAGCACUGCCCUUGUGCACAUCAGGUCUCAGUUAUGUCUUCAGUCUCUGGAGCACACGUUUGAACUGGGUGUUCUCAGGUUCUCUCUCACUGUGAAUGCACUGCUGGGUCUCAGUCGCAGUCUCCUCAGUUGUACCAGGUAGAGGGCACAGAGGGAAAACCAUGCGACUUGGGGAGUGAUGGUGGCCAGCCUUCCCCUCCCAGGACAUAGCAUCUCUCUCUGCAGGCACUAGGCCAGUAGCCACCCUGGGAAGCAUCAAGGGCUGUACAGGCAAGUGCCUCCCCCUCGCAGAGCAGCAGUUCCUACCUCCCAGACAGAGCGAGCAUCUCCUCCUGGUUAUGAAGUCCCCCCAGGAACGGUACUGUGCUUCAGUCCGUGACUAGGGUGAGUCUUCACCCUGCCCCCUCCAUGCUGUAGAGCUGAUGAACUUACUGCACAUCCAGGCAAGCAGGGUCUCUGGUAUCCAGGCCCUUGCCGGCUGCCUGCUGGCCCUGGCAGAGCUGCUGCCACUCAGCGUAGCAGUGCCAGUGCUGCCAGGCGUGGAAGGGACAGCAAGCAGUAGCUCCCUGCUCAGCACUGCCCAGGACAGUGCCACUGACCCUUACGUGGUGCCUACUGGCCUUUGCUCCCCACUAGGAAGUGUUAAACUGGACUUCAGAGAAAGGGGAAACUGCUGAGGCUGGGAGCUGGGCUGACAGGUCUGCGGGUGGGUGAAUGUGCAAGGUGGGAGUUGAGUGCCAGGCCUGCACCCAUAGGCCCAAGGUGUCUUCAACACUGCAGUGGAGCAGCACUCCAGUCUCACUCAUAUUUGGCUCCCUCGAUCAGAGGCAGGAGCCAGCACUAUGAGCCUCUACUGGGAUCCCACCCAAGCUGCAGCUGGACCAAGAUCCUGGUUUAUAGUUACACAUUCUGCCUCUUCCAGAAAUGUUCGCUGGUCUUAAUUAAAAUAAAUCUCGUCAAGAAACUGGCCUGGCUUCACUGUCAUUCCUUUGGACUGGAGCUGGCAGGGCAGACAGGAAAUAUUAAGAAGCCAUGUAACGGGCUGGAACAGCUGCCUGCCACGGCAGAAUGAGGUUGGACAGGAGCAGGGAGAGAUGCCCAGUGUCUGCUUGAAUAACAGAAAAGGGGUUUGGGAGGCUAACAGAGUCCAGUGAGAGGGGCAUCGCUGUUCUACUUGACCACAACCAUCCAGGGUAGGGCCCAGUGAAGCCACAGCUGCCCCCUCUGCCACUUGCAUCUUUUUGUCUAAAAUCCACGAAGCUGCCUGGACAGUGCUCAGGGGAUAGGGGACAGCAGGGCAGGCAGGCUGCAAAAGCAUGGCCCUCCCUUCCCCCCUUGCAAUCAGAAGGCCCCAGCAGAACUUCUUCCUGCAGGGAGGGAGCACCUUGCUGCUGUCACUUCUCUCUAGCUCAGCCUUGCUGCAGCUCGAGGUGAAACUAACAGGC